This is a messenger RNA of Naegleria fowleri, 795 nucleotides long. RefSeq lists its product as uncharacterized. NCBI's taxonomy places the organism in Eukaryota, Heterolobosea, Eutetramitea, Acrasida, Naegleriidae. The transcript is spliced from 2 exons. The record is from RefSeq and is a predicted model, not a curated record. Gene Ontology annotation, biological process: protein homooligomerization. Bases 1 to 795 code for a protein of 264 amino acids.
AUGAUCAAGGUCAUGAUGAAUUCGGAUUUUAAAAUUGAUAGAGAUGAAAAUGGUGCAAUUCUCUUCAAAGAUAGAAACCCUGAUUAUUUUCCACUUAUCUUGGAGCACUUGCGUACAGGUUCCACGACACAUAUUGGUUUGUGGGAAGAAAAUAGUGCCGACUCGAUUCAACAUUUGAAAAACUUACUUGAAGAAUCUGAUUUCUUUGGAACAACAAAAUUGAGCGAAAGAAUUUGCCAUCUUCUUGAAAAAUUUGGAGAACAACCAGAGAUGCAACAAGAGGAUGACGAGGUCCAAGAAAUAACGAUGCCUUCAGUUUUUAAUGACACAAUGGUUAGCGAAAAUCAACAUUUAGCAGAUGAAGAAUGGAUUUUAAAAUUCAAUCAAUUGACCAUUGAAGAACAAUCUCGAGUAGAGAAAUAUUUCCAAGAACAUGAAUCUCUCCUUGAGCAGGAAAAGAAAACAGUGCUAGAAAAAGAGAACAGGUUAAAGCCUACGUUUGUUACAUUCAAUGUCAGAGGUAUAUCCUUUUCAGUGAACAUUGAAAAGCUUGUGAAACAUUCGGAAAGUGUUUUCAUACACAUGCUUAAAAAAAUGGACAAGACUUCCUCCAUCUUUCUUGAUCCUGAUCCUGACGUGUAUAGAAUCAUAUUUAAUUAUUUAGAAUCUGAGAAUACAUCAUGCAUUCCACGAGAUUCAGCAAAACAGAAACAAAUAUACAAGGAGGCAAAGGAACUUAGGUUAAAAGAAUUGAUUGAAUAUUUUAACCCAUUUAGAUAUCCCAUUGAGCUAUGA